CAUGCCGGGGAAAGAUGGCUCUAAAAAUGUUCCGAUUCUCCCGUCUCUACUGCAGCAUCUCGCUUCCAGCGUUUCCCCAGCCGUCAUUGUCAGAGCGGCGUACGUUAGAUUGUCCCUGUGAGAAAUUUGAAUCUUCGAGAGAGUCCUUAUCUGCAAAAGGAAAUCAACGGCGGAAAUGAAAGCGAGAAUCCCGGAGCUUCAGAACCCGAAAAAUACUUGUUAGUUCUUCUUCCAGCUGCUAUCUCGUCAUGGCCUCCUUCUCUGCAACUCUCUCUCACCAUCCCUUCUCACCUUUCCCUCAUUCCUUUCGGAAAAUCUCCCUUCCAAACACCCCAUCCAUCAUCCCUCCACCAAAUGCAGCCGAUCCCGAUAAGGAUAAGAUCGUCCAAACAGCCAACGAAGAGCCUCCCAAACCCGUUUCUGCGACUCCCACAAAGCCCAAGAAACCCGUCUACUCCAUGAAGAAGGGGCAAAUCGUGAGGGUUGACAAGGAGAAAUACCUCAACAGCGUCAAUUAUCUGUCUGUGGGGCAUCCACCUUACUACAAAGGCUUGGACUAUAUUUAUGAAGACCGUGGAGAGGUCUUGGACAUGCGCAUGUUUGAGACGGGGGAACACGCACUUAUUGCCUGGGUUGGAAUCCCGACUGCACCUGCUUGGCUUCCAACAGACAUGCUUAUCAAGUCAGAUAAGCUUGAUUACGAGAGGAUCUGAUUUAAGGCUCCAACUGGGAAUUAUUAAGAAUCAUUUUAUAGAUGCCCGUUGCCCUCUACAGGCCACAAGAAGAGGUUCUCCCAAGUGGUGCUUGAUUUUUUUGAUAGCACAGAGCUAAUUGUAUCUUAUCAAAUGUACCAGCUGAUUAUAUUGUGAAAUGCAUAUCAUUUACUUU
This is a messenger RNA of Magnolia sinica, 888 nucleotides long. RefSeq names its product NAD(P)H-quinone oxidoreductase subunit O, chloroplastic. NCBI's taxonomy places the organism in Eukaryota, Viridiplantae, Streptophyta, Magnoliopsida, Magnoliales, Magnoliaceae. The transcript has 6 exons. The record is from RefSeq and is a predicted model, not a curated record. The coding region runs from base 249 to 713 and encodes 154 amino acids. Gene Ontology annotation, cellular component: plasma membrane. Gene Ontology annotation, molecular function: oxidoreductase activity, acting on NAD(P)H, quinone or similar compound as acceptor.